Contarinia nasturtii (swede midge) is the source of this 450-nucleotide messenger RNA. RefSeq lists its product as uncharacterized. Gene Ontology annotation, biological process: sterol transport. NCBI's taxonomy places the organism in Eukaryota, Metazoa, Arthropoda, Insecta, Diptera, Cecidomyiidae. The coding region runs from base 1 to 450 and encodes 149 amino acids. Gene Ontology annotation, molecular function: sterol binding. The transcript has 2 exons. The record is from RefSeq and is a predicted model, not a curated record.
AUGGCUUUUAGAGUGAUUUGUAUUCUUUUGGCCGUUACUUCUAUCGCCUAUGCUUCAGUAUUUUCGCAAUGCGAACAAGACCCAGAAGCAGUUUCAGUUCAUGUUGACAAUUGCAAUGACGAAUACUGUGAAGUAAAACGUAGCACUCCAGCUAAUAUGGAACUUGCUUUCAGAACAGUCAAAGAGGCGACAAAUUUGAGUUCGACUGUUAGAGCACAAGUUGCGGGAAAAUGGUUUCCAUGGCCCUUGGGUUCUGCAUCCAAAGUAUGCAAUAAUCUGAAAACAGGAUCAUGUCCAGUGCCAGCAAACACUGAAGCUACAUACGGUUUUUCUAUUAAAAUCCCGAUCAUCGCACCAGUUGGAAGCAAACCCCUUAUCGAAAUUAAAAUCACCGAUCAAGACAAAACAGUUGUUGCAUGUACUCGUUUUCCUGUUCUUGUUGUAGCUUAA